Molecule: messenger RNA, 1773 nt
Organism: Zasmidium cellare ATCC 36951
Lineage: Eukaryota; Fungi; Ascomycota; Dothideomycetes; Mycosphaerellales; Mycosphaerellaceae
Exons: 7
Coding region: 1-1773 (590 amino acids)
Biological process (GO): DNA-templated transcription; regulation of DNA-templated transcription
Molecular function (GO): DNA-binding transcription factor activity, RNA polymerase II-specific; zinc ion binding; DNA binding
Source: RefSeq, a predicted model, not a curated record
AUGGAUACUUCCACUUGUAGAGUCGGGAAACGCCCUCGCGCGGUUAACAAGUCGUGUCUGCCUUGUCGUGCUCGCAAGGUUAAGUGCGAUGCUAAUGUUAUUGGACUUCCGUGUAGCAGCUGUACUAGCAGGCAGUGUACCGAGGGUUUCAUCCACUCGCAUCCAUCGAGGCAAUCUUCCAUCUCGGAUUCUCAGGAUGACCAAAGUACACGCCAACAGACUGAGCGAGAUCUGCUGUACCUUAACAUCCUGGGCGAGGCUGUCAAGGAGCCGAAGAGAUCCAGUCGACGUCAUCCGGAAGAGGUCCUUACUCCGAGGAAUUGUCUUUGGACCAGGCUGCCUCAGUUAGAUGAGGUUGACAAUGAGUAUCUGCUGAGGAAGGGUGUCUUUGACCUUCCUUCCCAACCCUGUUUAGACGCCCUCAUCAAAACCUACUUCGAAUACGUCCAUCCUUUCGCCCCCGUAAUCAACAGGGUCGACUUCAUCCGCGGCUACCAAUCCGGCGACUGCUCCUUACUCCUCUUACGCACCAUCCUGACAGCCGCCAGCGUCCACGCUCCCGCAGAUGUGCUCUCCGCCUGCGGAUUCGCCAGCCGCUCAGAUGCACAGGAGUCUUUCUUCACCACGGCCAGGCUGCUGCAUGACUUUGCGGUGGAAGAUGAUCUGCUGAUGCUGCAGGGUUCGAUCAUUCUUUGCAUGGUUAUACUUGACCAUCCGACGGAGUGGGAUUUUGGGUAUUGGCUGCAUAAUGCGAUUCGGCUGGCUACGAGGCUGGAUUUGAGGACUGUAUGCAUUCGAGAAAUCAAGUCACGCAAGAUUUUGAAAGUGUACAGAAGGAUUUGGUGGGCUCUUUACUCAUUGGAUGUCUUCCACGUCUACGUCAAUACCAGACGUAUGCGACUACUCGAAGACGCGACCGGUAUCAAGCCCCGCUCGGACGAGGACUGUGAAACGGACGACGACGACUCAAACGCAUCUCCCGGCCUGCUUUCAGCGCUCACGCUGCAGCAAAAGAUGGCGCCAAUCAUCCAAUCCGACCUGUGUCGUACCGCUGGAGAAUGCCUAUCCACGGCCAUCAACAAGCCGCAGCAGUCUCCACGCAACGUCCUCCAGCCAAUGGAUACAUGGCGCAAGUCUCUCAUAACCCGGCUGCAUUUGGAUGAGAACGCCGGUAACGACUUGUGCUACUUGCAUAUCCAGGCUAUGAGCUACAGGUUUGAGUGCAUAGUGUGUCGACUCAUACUGCGGCAGCGGUCUCGAAGCGCCGAUGGGAAGGAGUGGGCCAAGCAGAGGCUGCGAAGUGCUAUACUGGAGCUCGACACGAUUGCCAUGAGGGUGCUGGCGAGUGGCACUCUCCAGGACUUCCCUAUAUCUUUCAUAACAACCAUAACCGCCCUCCUCGCCCUGCACAUCGAAUUCGCCCUCGACCCCGCCGAAACCGACCUCGUCCGCUCCAUGUCCCGCAUCUCCAUCAGCCAGACCAUGCUCGUCCUAACCGAGGGCCAAGAAAUCCCCGUCCUCAAGAGAGCCCUCCCGAUCUUCGAGGAGAUUCUCACGAAGAAGAAUCUGUACGUGGUCGGUCACGCACCUCCACUUCCACAGCAGGGGCAAGAUGCCGGUGUGGCGGAUCAGAGGGUUGGGGAGCUUGGUGAUAGUGGGCUGCAGCUGGGUCAGGGGGAGAUGGAUUCGAUGCUUUUUGAUGCUGAUUUUUUGGGGUUGGAUUUUUUGGAUGGGUGGUCGGUUGGGCAGGUGGGGUUUUUGGGGCAGUAUUGA